GAAGAAGAAGAAGCAGAAAAAGAAGAAGCAAAAACAGCAGAAGCAGCACUGUUCCACCUACAACUAUCUAGUCUUCGAGUCUACGUCCUCUUUUGCCCACUGCCUGAGCUGGCUAUUGCCUUUACUCUCUUCAGCUCGUCCACUUCCACCUCUAUUUACCACCAGUUAUUUUCUUUUCACCAAAUACAUCUGCUAACCUCUUCACUCUGCUAUCCCAGACACUGUUCACUGUUCACUGUGCACUAUCCACCAUCUUCUACCACUCAGCAUGCAACGAUUCAUCACUAAUCCUCUCACAUCUUCCUGGCUCUUAAAUGCCUCCAUCCCAAUAGCUUCAACUGCGACUGCAUCAAUCCUAUUGAGAAAAAACCAAAAAUUUUUAAUAACAAAAAGAAAUUUCGUUUCCACUUCUUUACUCAGAAACAUUAAUGAUAAUUUCAACAAUAGUAACUUGAACAACAACCACCAAAACUCGAACAAUUUAAACAACUUGAACAAUAAUCUAAACAACAAUCUAAAGUCUUUACUAGCUUCAAAAGAACAAUAUGCAAACUCAAAUCUAUCAAAUCCAAUCAUCCAAGCUGAUUUUUAUAGAUUGUUACUAUCUUCAAAUUACCCCCAAGUCAUAAUAUCAAGAUUCGAAACUCCUGGAAUCGCUAAAAACAAUGAGUGUAUUAAUCUAUACAUAGAAGCCUUGAAGAAAACUGGUAACUUCAUUAAAGCUCAUAAUUUGGCCACUUCUUAUAAUUUACAACAAAACUCCUCAAACCAAAUCAACAACAACAACCCUCUCAACAAUAACAGCUCUCAAAAUAACAUCUUGGAUAACAAUACUAAUAUCCCUUUAAAUUCUUCUUUUGGUUCAAAACAUCUUCCUGUUCACGUCGUGAUAACAGAAUCGGGCUGGACCAUCUUAACAAAACUACUAAAACUAAUCAUCCCAAUCGGUUUCUUAACUUGGGCUGGUACUGAGGGCUUUUCAUGGCUAGUCGAGAAUGGCACCAUUUUCAAAAACUCAGAAAUUACUGAUAAAUCAAUCGAUGGCUCAACUUCAACCGUUAAAUUUGAUGAUGUUUGUGGUGUCGAUGAAGCAAGAGCUGAAUUGGAAGAAAUUGUAGAGUUUCUAAAAGAUCCCUCCAAAUUCACUGGCCUCGGUGGUAAAUUACCAAAGGGUGUUCUAUUAACUGGUCCUCCUGGUACCGGUAAAACAUUAUUGGCUAGAGCAACCGCUGGUGAAGCUGGGGUUCCCUUUUUUUUCAUGUCUGGUUCCGAAUUCGACGAACUAUAUGUGGGUGUUGGUGCUAAAAGAGUUCGUGAAUUGUUCUCUCAAGCCAGAUCAAGAGCUCCUGCAAUUGUCUUUAUUGAUGAAUUAGAUGCAAUUGGUGGUAAAAGAAAUCCAAGGGAUCAAGCCUAUGUAAAACAAACUUUGAACCAAUUACUAGUCGAAUUAGAUGGCUUUUCUCAAACCUCUGGUAUCAUUAUAAUCGGUGCUACAAACUUUCCUGAAUCCUUGGAUAAAGCUUUAACAAGACCUGGUAGAUUUGAUAAAAUCGUCAACGUUGAUUUACCCGAUGUUAGAGGUAGAACUCAAAUCUUAACUCACCACAUGAAAAAUAUAGAAAUUGGCUCCGACGUUGAUCCAACCAUUAUUGCAAGAGGUACUCCAGGCUUAUCUGGUGCUGAAUUGAUGAAUCUAGUCAACCAAGCUGCUGUUUACGCUUCCCAACAAAAUGCUCUAUCUGUUGAUAUGAACCAUUUCGAAUGGGCAAAAGAUAAGAUUUUAAUGGGCGCUGCAAAGAAAACAAUGGUCAUAACUGAAGCAUCAAGAAGAUCAACUGCCUUUCAUGAAGCUGGUCAUGCAAUUAUGGCAUUAUAUACCCCAGGUGCAACCUCCCUAUACAAAGCAACCGUUUUACCAAGAGGUAGAGCCCUAGGUGUAACCUUUCAACUACCUGAAAUGGAUAAGCACGACUUGACUUUCAAAGAAUGUCUCGCAAGAUUAGAUGUUGCAAUGGGUGGCAAAAUCGCUGAAGAAAUUAUUUAUACUCCAGAAAACGUCAGCACUGGUUGUAGUUCAGAUUUAAGUAACGCAACCGGCGUUGCAAGAGCAAUGGUAACCCAAUACGGUAUGUCUGAUAAAGUAGGUCCUGUCAAAUUAUCUGAUGAAUGGGAUUCUUGGUCUUCAAAAAUUAGAGAUAAUGCCGAUCAAGAAGUUGUUAGAUUAUUAAAAGAGAGUGAAGAAAGAACAAGAAAAUUAUUGAAUGAUAGAAAACUAGAAUUAACUAGAUUAGCAAAUGGUUUAAUGGAAUAUGAAACUUUGACAAAAGAUGAAAUCGAAAAAGUCGUUAAAGGUGAAAUAAUUGAGAAGGACAAAUUGGUAUCAAAUACUGUUAUUAAAGGAAGCGAUGAACGCGAUAAAAAAUAUAAAGAAACUUCAAAUAAACCUCCCUUUCCAGUAAUGGAACCGCAGGCUUGAUUUUCUUUAUUAUUAUUUAAAUAAAUAAAUAACAAAAGUAAAAAAAAUUAAAAAGAAAUUAAAAUUGGAAAAAAUUAAAAAUCA
This is a messenger RNA of Ascoidea rubescens DSM 1968, 2560 nucleotides long. RefSeq names its product i-AAA protease YME1 (gene YME1). NCBI's taxonomy places the organism in Eukaryota, Fungi, Ascomycota, Saccharomycetes, Ascoideales, Ascoideaceae. Gene Ontology annotation, cellular component: mitochondrial inner membrane. The coding region runs from base 269 to 2476 and encodes 735 amino acids. The record is from RefSeq and is a predicted model, not a curated record. Gene Ontology annotation, biological process: mitochondrion organization; protein quality control for misfolded or incompletely synthesized proteins. The transcript has a single exon. Gene Ontology annotation, molecular function: ATP-dependent peptidase activity; metalloendopeptidase activity; ATP binding.